Molecule: messenger RNA, 1532 nt
Organism: Erythranthe guttata (spotted monkey flower)
Lineage: Eukaryota; Viridiplantae; Streptophyta; Magnoliopsida; Lamiales; Phrymaceae
Product: glutamine synthetase cytosolic isozyme 1-1
Cellular component (GO): cytoplasm
Molecular function (GO): glutamine synthetase activity
Source: RefSeq, a predicted model, not a curated record
GUAUAUUAUUUACAAGCACAAACAACCAUCUUCUUCUUCUUCAUAUCCUAGAGAGAGAAAGUAAAAGCAAAAAUGUCUGUGAUUUCCGAUCUGCUUAAUCUCAACCUCACUGAUUCCACCAAGAGCAUCAUUGCCGAAUACAUAUGGAUUGGUGGCUCCGGUAUCGAUAUUCGCAGCAAAGCAAGGACUCUUCCCGGACCGGUUAGUGACCCUUCAAAGCUUCCGAGGUGGAACUACGAUGGAUCGAGCACCGGUCAAGCUCCCGGUCAAGACAGUGAAGUCAUCCUAUACCCUCAAGCAAUUUUCAAAGAUCCAUUCAGGAGGGGAAACAACAUUCUGGUCAUGUGCGAUGCAUACACUCCGGCCGGUGAUCCGAUUCCGACCAACAAGAGGUAUAGCGCUGCCAAGAUUUUCAGCCACCCCGACGUUGUUGCUGAAGUACCAUGGUACGGUAUCGAGCAAGAAUACACUCUGUUGCAGAAGGAUGUGAAGUGGCCUCUUGGAUGGCCCACCGGGGGUUACCCUGGACCUCAGGGCCCGUAUUACUGUGGAAUCGGAGCGGACAAAGCUUUCGGACGUGAUAUUGUCGAUGCACACUACAAGGCUUGCCUUUAUGCCGGAGUCAACAUAAGUGGCAUCAACGGAGAAGUGAUGCCCGGCCAGUGGGAAUUUCAAGUUGGACCUUCCGUUGGCAUCUCAGCCGCUGACGAGAUCUGGAUAGCUCGUUACAUAUUGGAGAGGAUCACUGAACUUGCUGGAGUCGUGCUAUCGUUCGACCCCAAGCCCAUCCAGGGUGAUUGGAACGGGGCCGGUGCUCAUACCAAUUAUAGCACCAAGUCUAUGAGGGCGAAGGGAGGUUACGAGGUUAUCAAGAAGGCGAUUGAGAAGCUUGGGCUUAGGCACAAGGAACACAUUGCCGCCUAUGGUGAGGGCAACGAGCGUCGUCUCACCGGUCACCAUGAAACUGCCGACAUUAACACCUUCAAAUGGGGUGUUGCGGACCGUGGUGCAUCGAUCCGUGUGGGACGGGACACGGAGAAAGAAGGCCAAGGGUACUUUGAGGACAGGAGGCCAGCUUCCAACAUGGACCCUUACAUCGUCACUGGAAUGAUUGCCGAAACUACCAUUCUCGGCAAGAAAUGAGUUCUCUCUCUCUCUAAUUUACGGAAUUAUGGGGAGUGGUUGCUCGUUUAUUUUUUCGACAUUUUUAAAAGUGGGAAAUCGUAUUUUAGGACAACCCUUUCUUGGUAUAUUUAUUUAUUUUCUCUUAGGGGUUAGAAAAUCUCUUGCAUAGUUAAUGCGGGUUUGGUGUUUUUUUUUCUUUUUUCUUUUCUUUUACUAUGUCGAUCUCGAUCUCGAUCGCUCGGCCUUUGAGAUCGAGUUUGUCUUAAUAACUGGUUGAGAUUAUUACUAAUAAUGUGGAAGGGUUGUUGUGAUUUUCCAUGCUUUGGAAAUUUAUGUAAAGGUUUGCCUUUUGUUUGUUAUAUAUUGAGAAACAAAGUUUGAGUGUUCAAAUUGUUAUCAUCUUUUUU